This is a messenger RNA of Gigantopelta aegis, 4411 nucleotides long. Its product is annotated as inactive rhomboid protein 1-like. Gene Ontology annotation, biological process: regulation of epidermal growth factor receptor signaling pathway; regulation of protein secretion. The transcript is spliced from 14 exons. The coding region runs from base 2 to 2347 and encodes 781 amino acids. The record is from RefSeq and is a predicted model, not a curated record. NCBI's taxonomy places the organism in Eukaryota, Metazoa, Mollusca, Gastropoda, Neomphalida, Peltospiridae. Gene Ontology annotation, molecular function: serine-type endopeptidase activity. Gene Ontology annotation, cellular component: endoplasmic reticulum membrane.
GAUGGAUAGUGCUUACAACAGACAGAUAUCUCGGCUGACCACAGCCAGUGCGCCACCAACCAGUGGAGCAGGGGGUGAACCAGCAUCUGGCAGUAGGAUGAAGCGAUUUGGCAGGUACAUGAAGAGCAGUGUGGCAGAUUUCUUUGGUGUUGGUGAAGAGGACUGCUCCCGAUCUGACAGGUGGGACAACCGUCGGAAGCGCUAUGCAGGGUCGAUCGGCAAGUUGAAGGAAGAGCUCAUACACCCGGAAGAUGAACUCGACUCUGCAUCUCCCCGGAUCAUCGACCCCCUGCGCGUACCAGGAAGGCACAUCAGUGAAACAGAUAGAUAUUCACGCAGGACAACACCGCUUUCAAGUACAAGCACGUACCGCAGGGGCUACCCCGGUACACCAAGAAGUAAAGACUCUGUCAUCAAAAUGACCUGGCAGGGUAUAUCGACAUUGGCUGGAGUCAAGAGAAAGCUCAGACAAAAACAGGCGAUGAAAAGUAGAAGCUACGCUCCAGCCAGUCUUGCUGGGGAUAUUCCCGAUGAGGAUCUCAGCGUUGCUACCUCACAGCCAGUCACUGAUGAUGCCAUCAGUUUAGUUGACGAUGUGUUUUAUGAUGAGCCGCUGCCGGGGAGUGGAGAUUAUGAACCGUCACGCUUAGACAAGAUACGAGAAGAGUCAGAAGCCACAGACAGGGGAGAAAGAAAUCCUUUUAUUUUUAGCGGAUAUAAACCUGCUCCUGGGUGGCGGCGAAUGCCUCCGCAAGCCCUCCCAUCGACUCCUGGGGUAGGGAUGGAUGAACCAGACUUCCCACUGAAGCGUAUUGCGGGCAAGGUCAUGCACACAGCACUGGAGAGGGAGAAACGCCAUCUGGGGAUGGGCUUUGUAGGAAGACUACUGAAGCGAAGUUUUAAAAGUGAAAGAUAUCAAAAGGAUGAUGUUCUAAAACAAAUGGAUAGCCUGGAUGAUCACAGACCGUAUUUUACAUACUGGGUUACCUUUGUACAAAUUGUGUGUUUUAUUGUUGCUGUUGCUGUGUAUGGAAUUGCUCCAGUGGGAAUCAGUGUAACAGUCUAUUCCGAAACAGUUCGGAUGCCAAAUUUAGCUUUUCAGAAGGAAGAUCAACAGGAACGAGAUAAUUUGUGGAUUGGUCCCAGGCAGGCUGAUCUGAUCCACCUCGGGGCCAAGUACUCGCCCUGCAUGCGGUGGGAUGAGAACCUGAACCACGCGUUGAACCUCGACCUGCAGGAGGAGAAGACUUCAGCCUGCUGUGUGCGCAACGACGGCUCGGGCUGUGCUCAGAUGACAGAGAAGAGAUGCAGUCCUGUCUUGUCAUCAUUUGAAGACUGGGGGGCUGCAGGAAACAGUGGUCCAAACGAUCGCAAGUCUGGCUCAGUUUGUGGCCAAGAUCCACGUUUUUGUACAGACCCUGCCUCAGUGCCUCCAUUUGAGUGGGAAGAUGACAUAACAAAAUGGCCACUGUGCCUGACAACAGACAGACCAAACGUAACACAAGCCAGUACACAGGAUCGUCACAUGACAUGUGAAGUCGUAGGUCACCCAUGUUGCCAUGGGAUACAGGGUGAAUGUAUUAUUACAACACGUGAACACUGCGAUCUGAAGAGAGGCUAUUACCACGAAAAUGCGUAUCUUUGUUCUCAGGUGAAAUGCAUGGAGCAGAUUUGUGGAAUGAUCGCCUUUACCAAUCCUGACAAUCCCGACCAGUUCUAUCGACUGUGGACGUCUCUGUUUCUACAUGGCGGCCUGUUCCAUCUGCUGAUCACGAUCAUCUUCCAGAUGCUGGUGAUGCGAGAUAUGGAGAAGUUGACUGGAGCCAUCAGGAUGGCAAUUAUCUACAUCGCUAGCGGCAUCGCUGGCAACCUGGCCAGCUGCAUAUUCCUGCCUUACCAAGUGGAGGCUGGUCCAUCGGGCUCACAGUUUGGAAUCCUGGCCUGUCUGCUGGUGGAGGUCCUACAGAGCUGGCAGAUGUACCGAAACCCUCUGAAAGCCAUCCUCAAGCUGGGCAUACCCAUCCUCAUCCUGUUCCUCCUCGGCCUCCUGCCAUGGUUCGACAACUGGGCCCAUCUGUUCGGCUUCAUCUUCGGGGUGCUUCUCGCGUUUGCACUGCUGCCGUACGUGUCGUUUGGGAAGUUCGACCGGCGCAGGAAGAUCAUCGGGAUCGUGGUGUGUCUGUCGGCCUCCGUCGGGCUCUUUGUGCUGCUGGUGAUUCUCUUCUAUGUCGUGCCCAUCACAGAAUGUGAAGCCUGCCAGUAUUUUAACUGUAUUCCAUUCACGGCAGACUUCUGUACAAACAUGCAGGUGUCCAUCAAGAGAAAUUCCACGUAUAGCAAAUUUUAGUCUAGGUACAACCCAUAACAAAGCAGUAGCUGAUUUUCGGUUGGGUGUUAUGGGGUUGUAAAGGAAUGUUAUUAAGGUAAUAAACAUUGCUGAAAGUCAUUUUCAAGAGAUAGAGUAUGGUUGAGAAAAUUAUUGGUAAUUGCUCACUUCCCCAAACACCUACAUUUAUAUCUCAUGGCCUUCAAUAGCUAUCGGCAUAAUAGUCUUUUUACAAUAAUUUAUAGACAUGUGUUUAUGAGUGUGUUUGUAAAUAGUAAUUUUUAUUGUACAUUCACGAAUCUUCUCUUUUUUUACCUCUUUUUAAAAAAAAUAUUGUUUUAAAGAAAUUAGGAAUAUUUAUAUGUUUCUGAAACAAGGGCAGUUAGAUGUACAUAAUACAAUUUUCAAUAUAUGCAGCUAACUCUUGCAUGUUUUUCUGUUUGUUGUGUAGGUAAUAGGCAGAAUGACCCAAAACUCAGCAUUACAAUGUUCAUCACUAUACUAGUAAGCAUGUUUAUGUAAAAUAAACUGUUUACAUCUCUAACAGUAUCAGAAUAUGCAGUGUCUUGUAAAUAGUUUGAUACUUUGAAUGUUUUGCCAUAAUGUUAUCAUUUACGUAGCUCUUAAAUCUAUUGUACAUGUAGUUAUAGAUAAACUCAGAAUUUUUGUGUGUAGACCUUAGAAGAUAAAAUUAGGCUAAUUGAUAAUAUGGUUGAUUAAAACUAAUAUUGUUUAAUCGAGAAAAUUAUUUGAAGCAACAUUAAUUUUGUAUAUUAAACAUAGAAUGUCAACAAUAUUUUUAAAAACAAAAUAUAGAACACAAGGAAUAUGUAAGGUAUUUUUACAGAAAAAUGUUGCUAUAAUAUUAUUGAUAAGCAUUGAUUUUGUAUGUACAACAUUGUUCCCAGGUCUUGUUUUGUUUGUUCAUUUGUUUAUAGUAUGCAAAAUUUAUACCAGUCAACUGCUAUUCAGUCUCGUGGUAUAAUAUUCUUGCACACUAUAAACUCAUCCAAUACACAACAUGGCAAAACAACUGGUAUGUGGUUCUGUCUAAUAUGUUAUGUAUAUUAAAAGGUGACACAUUACAACAAGAAAAGUAAGUGAAGUGUAACUGUAAUGUACUACAGGCAGCUUCACAGAGAAUACAUGAUUUUUUUUAUUGUUUGGGUCUGUGCAUAAUACUUAGGCCCAAAACACACCGAGGCUGGGUCUGGCGAGUAUAGUACAUACAAUGUAUGUAUGUAUACGUGUGUGUUUAUAUGUAUAUAUAGACACACACACACAUGUAUAUUGAUAACAUGAAUAGACCCAGAAAUCAAAAUACACCAGACAUGGUGUCUGCCACACUACCCAGACCCAGAACUAGCUUUGAUCUGUUUUGGGCCUUACACAGAAUUUCAAGUGCCUCAUCAAAUAAAUAUUUCAUUGGUUACAAUGAUUUCCAUGAAUCAGCAAAAGUGUCUGUCAAGACCUUGAAUCGUUGUAUUUAGAAUUAUAUUUUCCAGUGUGUUUUGCAUUAAUAAAACACAAAAUGUGAUGGAUAUUGUAGUUUUGUAAAAUCUUUGUUUUGUUGUAUUGGAUAUUUUUUGUUUAAAAUUUAAUCACUUGAUACAAUGUCAAUGAUAGUUUAGUUAUACUGAAUACAGUUGUUAAAUCGGUUUACAUUCCAGAUACAUUUCUUAUCUUUUUUUUAAAAGAAAGAAAUACGAUGCAUUAGCUGGCAAUAAUAACAUGUUUUUAGGGUGGAACAAUUCAUAAUUACAUUAUUUAAACUGUCACUUUUUUAAUACAUUUUAUACUGGUAUACAUUUAUUACCUAAAUCAAACUAUUGUGUUUAUUCAAAGGAAUGGAUAGUGGCAUUUAAAAGAUUUCCAUAUUAACUGUAUAAUAUGUAAUACUAUAUAUUUAAGUUUCAUUUUAGAAAUGUCCAUAUAAACUGUUAAAGGUACAUGUUGUCCCAUUCAGCACUGGGUGAAUAAAGGGACUAUCCUGCAUUUGCUACCAUUGUAAAAUGUUUACAGCUAUCAGAUUGUCUAAGAAAGUUUGUUUUGUUUAAUAACCACUAGAGCGCAUUGAUUUAUUAA